Messenger RNA from Bactrocera dorsalis (oriental fruit fly), 1023 nucleotides. RefSeq names its product RNA-binding protein 14. The transcript has 2 exons. The record is from RefSeq and is a predicted model, not a curated record. Bases 56 to 889 code for a protein of 277 amino acids. Lineage: Eukaryota; Metazoa; Arthropoda; Insecta; Diptera; Tephritidae.
AAAGCAACUGAACUGCAAACCGAUACAGUCAAUUAACCUCAACACUAUCUGCAAAAUGCGUGCAUUUUUGAUCCUGUGCUCCGUCGUCUCUGCUGCAUACGCCGCAAGCCUUGGCUACAACUAUGGCAGUCCCGUGCUUGGUGGACAAGCUCUUGCUGGACCCAGUUAUGGCGGACAAGCUCUUGCCGGACCCAGUUAUGGCGGACAAGCUCUUGCUGGACCCAGUUAUGGCGGACAAGCUCUUGCUGGACCCAGUUAUGGCGGACAGGCUCUUGCUGGACCCAGUUAUGGCGGACAAGCUCUUGCUGGACCCAGUUAUGGCGGACAGGCACUUGCUGGACCCAGUUAUGGCGGACAAGCUCUUGCUGGUCCCAGUUACAGCGCUCCAGCUCCAGUUCCCGAGCUUAACAAGGAAUUCUUCAGCUACACUGCACCCGAGCAUGAGUUCAAUGAUGCUGGUGAUGCCGGUGACAUCGCUAAUGCGCUGAAGAAAAACGUGCGUGUUAUCUUCGUUAAGGGACCACAGAACUCUGCACUCGAGAAUGCCGCUGUGCAAUUAUUGGCUAAGAACGCUGUUGAGGAACGCACUGCCAUCUAUGUGCUGAACAAACAAGCUGACAUCGGUGAUUUGGCCAACAAACUGAACUCAGUCGAUCAUCGUAAUGCUUACAAACCAGAAGUACACUUCGUCAAGUACCGUACUCCAGCCGAUGCUGAGAAUGCCAAGCAAGCAAUUCAAUCGCAAUACGACGAUUUGGGUGGUAAUACUAGCAGCUUCAGUGGUGGUGUUGCUCCAGUUUUGGAUUUCGCUUCAAAGCCAGCCGCUCCUGUAGCUCAGCAGCCAAUCGGUAGCGUGGAUGGUGCUUAUCUGCCACCAAACAAGGUUUAAUAAAUUCACUGAUAUGUCCUAGCGUCUAAUGGUAGGAUUUAUCAAACAAGUCGUUAAAUAUUAAUUAAGUCCUGAUGUUCCUUGUUAACUAAAUGUAUAAGUUGCUUCAUAAAUAAAAAAUUAUAUCUUUAAGA